AUGCGAGUAGCCCCACGCGAGUGUGUGGGUUGCUCCAUGCGGCUCUUGCUCCUUAUUUUCGCCCUGGCCCUCAAGGAAACCCUUAAAGAAAAUGCUUUAGAUCAGGAACCCUAUUCUCUGGAACUGUCGGACCACAGUUUCCGGGAGAAUAUUUUAAGGUGCCUUCCUCUUAACUGGACUGCCGUGCUUGUUUCCUUCGACAAAGUUAUUUUUAUUAAGCCCAUUCCCCUUCACGGCAUUAAUACCUGUAUGAAGGUCAAUCGCUGCCUUCUCUUAAGCCGUACAAUAAAGAUCUCUAUAAUGAAAUCACACGGGAGUACCAAAGCCUCAUGGAGUGUUAGUUUUAUCUUUAAUAUCUUGCCACCCACGCGAUUACCUGAAGGGCAGGUAUGGUUGUCAUUGAGGUGGCGAAAGAGGAACGAAUUAGACCAGAUGCUUGCUGUAACUCUCCGGAAGCUUGAGGAUGAGUGGCUUGGGCCUUUCAAGACUGUUCUGCUGGGCAAAGUCAACGACGAGUUAUGGGAUGAAAUGGACCAGAAAGUGGAGCAGCUGUGCGUAAUCCUAAAAAGCCAAGGGCUUGGCGAGUCUUUUGCUUCUGCCACGAGCGGCCUUGGAGAUACCGAGCUCCUCAACUUGCUGACGCGAAUUUUGGGGGGAAACUUCUCGCAGACCCAACUUUCAUUGGUACCUCUAAAGCUACCACAAAUUUCUUAUCCUGUUCUACUUAUUAUUAAAAAGAUUGCGGCACAUGUUAAGCGCAUCAGCGACAGCCUUCCACCUAGCACAGGAGCAUUCCGAAGGCAUGUGGUUUUGGUUUUAGAUAAAAGCGUUCAGUUUCUCCCGUGGGAGUCACUGCCCAUUGCAAGGGCUCAUAAACAACCCAUAUCACGUGUCCCUUCGCUCUCUGUUUUGGUUCGUCUAUGCCGGAGAAGAUCAGAGCUUAUAAGUUGGGGGAUCGACUCCUCUAAGGCGUUUUACGUUAUUAAUCCGGACUUGGACUUGGCCAACACAGAAAAAGUCUUUGCGAAGGACUUUGAAAGGAGGAGAUGGACUGGAAUUGUCCACGGUAAACCGCGAGAGGAGCAGCUAUCGGCGGCCCUUUCGAAAAAGGACAUAUAUGUUUAUUGCGGCCACGGGAGCGGAGAAAAAUACAUUAAAGGGGAAGCAAUCCGACGGAUAGACUGUCGGGCUGUUUCACUCUUAUUCGGCUGCAGUAGCGGGAGACUGAAGCAACUGGGCGAUUACGAGCCGCAGGGAGCCGCACUCAAUUACAUGUACUCGGACUGCCCUGCUGUCUUAGGGCUUCUAUGGGAUGUCACUGACCAGGACACCGACCGUUUUGCCCAGGCACUCAUUGUGCACUGGCUGGACGAGCACUUCUCAUUGGGUCACUGGCUUUUUGGAGCGAUCAUAUAUUGUAUACGCUAA
Messenger RNA from Zophobas morio, 1428 nucleotides. Its product is annotated as separin-like. NCBI's taxonomy places the organism in Eukaryota, Metazoa, Arthropoda, Insecta, Coleoptera, Tenebrionidae. The record is from RefSeq and is a predicted model, not a curated record. Gene Ontology annotation, cellular component: cytoplasm; mitotic spindle; centrosome. Gene Ontology annotation, molecular function: cysteine-type endopeptidase activity. Gene Ontology annotation, biological process: proteolysis; meiotic chromosome separation. Bases 1 to 1428 code for a protein of 475 amino acids. The transcript has 11 exons.